This is a messenger RNA of Passer domesticus (house sparrow), 3296 nucleotides long. Its product is annotated as protocadherin gamma-A10-like. The coding region runs from base 522 to 3296 and encodes 924 amino acids. The record is from RefSeq and is a predicted model, not a curated record. The transcript is spliced from 3 exons. Gene Ontology annotation, molecular function: calcium ion binding. NCBI's taxonomy places the organism in Eukaryota, Metazoa, Chordata, Aves, Passeriformes, Passeridae. Gene Ontology annotation, cellular component: plasma membrane. Gene Ontology annotation, biological process: homophilic cell-cell adhesion.
AGGUUCAUUACAGAUACUUUCCUGCCUCCUGGGUAGCUGUAAAUAGAGUUGGCACAGAGUGAUGAAUUAACCUACACCUGUACAUCACAGAGAGCUUUCUUUCGCUGCCCUUGCGCCGGUCAUUCCAUCAUGUCUUCUAGAAAUAUUCGUGAUGAAAGCUCUGCUUUUGUACUACUGUGUUAGGACUCGCAAUGCUCCGUCCGCCGUAUUAAAAUAAAUACAUUGCAUUUCACUGCGUGCAGUGCCGGCAGAGAGCUGCGGGCGCCGCUGUUGACCGAGAGGAGCGGGAGGAAGCUCGGAGCGCGGCAGCCCCGCCCGCUGCGGCCCGGCUCGCUGGCGGUGCCGGUGUGUGAGUCGGCGGCGGAGCAGUCUGCGAUCGUCCCCGCGGUGGGGGACGUGCUGAAGAGGGUCGGAGGAGUCUGGCAGCAGCGGCCGGGAGCAGAGCGCCGGAGCUACACUGUGAGCCAGAUCCGUGAGCGGCGGCGCAGAGCUCCCGCCGGUGUUGCGGUGCCGCGGCGGAGAUGUGCGCGGCGGGGAGGCGCUGGGGCCGGCGGCAGCGAGCUCUGCUCGGGGCCGUCCUGCUGGCGGCGUGGCAGGCGGCGUGGGGGCAGCUGCGCUACUCGGUGCCCGAGGAGAUGCCCAAGGGCUCGUUCGUGGGCGACGUGGCCAAGGACCUGGGACUGCAGCUGCCGGAGAUCAGAGACCGCGGCGUCCACAUUACAGAAAGAAGUAGGACACAAUACUUUUCUCUGCACGAGAAGACGGGACAUUUAGUAACAGCGGAGAGGAUCGACAGAGAGCAGCUCUGCCGGCUGGUGGAGAAAUGUGUGCUGCGCUGUGAGCUGAUAGUGGAGGGACAGAUGCAGGUUUACGGAAUCGAAGUAGAAAUCACGGACAUUAACGACAACGCGCCGAGCUUCAGAGAGGCAGAAGCAGAGCUGAGAAUUAGCGAAAUCAUAGCCUCGGGGGCGAGGUUUCCACUUCCCAGGGCACAUGACCCCGAUACGGGCCGGAAUUCCCUGCAGAGCUACGAGCUGAGCGGCGACGAGCACUUCUCGCUGGCCGUGCAGGCGGGCCCCGGCGGCGAUCAGCGUCCCGAGCUGGUGCUGGCCAAGGUGCUGGACCGGGAGGAGGCGGCGUUUCACGAGCUGGUGCUGAGGGCGAGGGACGGCGGCGAUCCGGCACGGACGGGCACGGCUCGGAUCCGCGUGACGGUGCUGGACGCAAACGACAACGCGCCCGUGUUCAGCCAGGCGGAGUACACGGUGCGAGUGCCCGAGGACGUGCCCGUGGGCUCUGUCCUUGUCACCGUCACGGCCACCGACAAUGACGAUGGCUUAUACGGGCACGUGAAGUACUCUAUGAAGAAAGUGACAGACAUGGAAUCGGAUAUUUUCCAUAUGGAUAUUGAACGUGGAGCACUCAAACUGUCGAGGAUCCUCGAUUUUGAGGAAGACGAUUUGUAUGAACUGGAGGUGCAGGCACAUGACAGUGGAGCUCUUUUCGACACUGCAAAAAUCACAAUCACCGUGACAGAUGUAAACGACAAUGUGCCCGAACUGACAGUAUCGUCAAAGCUGAACGAGAUACCGGAGGACGCCCAACCAGGAACUGUUGUGGCCCUACUGCACGUGCGGGACCGGGACUCGGGGGCGAACGGCCAGGUGCGCUGCUCCCUGGACGGGGAUGUCCCGUUCCGGUUGGAAAAAUCCUAUGAAGACUACUACCGUGUGGUGACAGCGGGAGAGCUGGACCGGGAGCAGGUGUGGGAGUACAACGUGACGGUGCGGGCGGCGGACGGCGGGUCGCCGUCGCUGCAGAGCAGCGCGGUGCUGGCGCUGCGGGUGCUGGACGUGAACGACAACGCGCCGGUGUUCUUGGAGGAGCGCUACAGCACGCGGCUGGCGGAGAACAACGCGGCGGGCGCGCUGGUGCUGACGGUGCGCGCCACGGACGCGGACUGGGGGCAGAACGCGCGCGUGCGCUACCGGCUGGCGGAGGGGCGGGUGCGGGGCGCGCCGCUGUCGUCGUACGUGUCGGUGCAGGCGGAGACGGGCGCGCUGUACGCGCUGCGCUCCUUGGACUACGAGCAGGUGCGCGAGCUGCAGCUGUGGGUGCGGGCGGAGGACGGCGGCGCGCCGGCGCUGAGCAGCAACGUGUCGGUGCGGCUGCUGAUCGUGGACGAGAACGACAACGCGCCGCAGGUGCUGUACCCGCCGGCGGGCGCAGCGGCGGGCUCGGGCGCGGCGUGGUCGGGCGUGGAGCUGGCGCCGCGCCGGUCGGAGGCCGGCGCGCUGGUGGCCAAGGUGGUGGCGGUGGACGCGGACGCGGGGCAGAACGCGUGGCUGUCCUACGAGCUGGCCAAGGCCACGGAGCCGGGGCUGUUCCGCGUGGGGCUGCACAGCGGCGAGGUGCGCACGGCGCGCUCGCCGCUGGCCCGCGACGCGGCGCGCCACAGCCUGGUGGUGCUGGUGCGGGACCACGGGCGGCCGGCGCUCUCGGCCACGGCCACGCUGAGCGUGGUGCUGGCCGAGAGCGUGGCCGAGCUGCUGGCCGAGCUGGGCAGCGCGGCCGACGAGGCGGCGGCGCCGGGCGAGCCGGCCGCCAGCCUGACGCGCUGGCUCGUGCUGGCCGUGGCCGCCGUGUCGUGCCUCUUCGUGGCCUUCCUGCUGCUGCUGCUGGCGCUGCGCCUGCGCCGCUGGCACCGCCAGCACCUGCUGCCGGCCGACAGCGGCGCCCUGCGCGGCGUGCCCGUGUCGCACUUCGUGGGCAUCGACGGCGUGCGCGCCUUCCUGCAGUCCUACUCGCACGACGUGUCGCUCACGGCCGACUCGCGCAAGAGCCAGCUGCGCUUCUCGGCCGCCAGCUGCUGCGACACCCUCCCGGCCCGCCCGCCGCCCGACGAGCCCGCGCCGCUGCUCGGGGACCAGGACCCCGCCGGCGCCCUGCCCGCGGAUUCCGCCUCCGCACCGCAACAGGGCAGUCGGGAGCUGGUGGCGGUGCGGGCAGGCGGGAGAGCCCCGGGGCCGGUGCCGCCGCUGAGCCCCGCCCAAAGCCGGGCCCCCCUGAGCGCGGCGCUCCGGCGGCUGCAGUGGCGCGGCGGCGCCUCCGGGUGUCGCUGUUGGCCGCCGCCGAGCGGCGCUGGAGCCGCCGCCGCCGCCGCCGCAGCGUCCUGCCCCCGCAGGCUGCUCGCUCGCCCGGCGCCGGCCACAGCGGCAGCGGCACCGCCGCCAGCAGCAGCGGCGAGAGGCGGCGAGAGGCGGCGAGAGGCGGCGCGGCGAGCUCGCAGCCUUUGA